AUGAAGCAUACCGCCGCCGUCGUUGGCCUUCUCGCCUCCCUCGCUCUCGCCGGACCCGUCACGCCGAUCCCUCAAGCGGCCAGCGUCACGUCCUCGACGAGCAGCGCCAAGUUCCCGUCGCGCGUCACGCCCAUUCCCGUCCCGGCCGUCGUCAAGCAGCAGGCGCCGGGAUCCCCGGCCGAGGCCCACUUUCCUCCCGGCAUCACCCCGCUGCCCGCCGCUCCGACGCCGGCCGGCCGAUUCGGUUCCGCCGUCUCCGCCAUCCCCAACGUCUCGCAGUACGUUGUCGAGAACCAGGCAAAGCACUUUUCCCACCUCUACCCCAGCGAGCCCCUCAGCCACGAGAAGACGGCCGAGCCUCCGUCCUCCUCGAUCAGCGGCGACGCCGAGGACGCCUUCUUCGGUUCUCCGCAGCUCCAGAUUCCCCUCGGCUCCGUCCCCCACCCAUACGCCGAGUCGGAGGGCAAGGUCCGUCACUUCAACCGCGAAGGGCCGGUCGCGGCCCCCAAGGGUCCCGUGGGCCCUACCGGCCACGAAUGA
Molecule: messenger RNA, 540 nt
Organism: Drechmeria coniospora
Lineage: Eukaryota; Fungi; Ascomycota; Sordariomycetes; Hypocreales; Ophiocordycipitaceae
Exons: 1
Coding region: 1-540 (179 amino acids)
Source: RefSeq, a predicted model, not a curated record